Molecule: messenger RNA, 3442 nt
Organism: Lingula anatina
Lineage: Eukaryota; Metazoa; Brachiopoda; Lingulata; Lingulida; Lingulidae
Biological process (GO): DNA integration; regulation of transcription by RNA polymerase II
Molecular function (GO): RNA polymerase II cis-regulatory region sequence-specific DNA binding; DNA-binding transcription factor activity
Source: RefSeq, a predicted model, not a curated record
UCGCGUGGAAAAUGGCGGACUGUUAAUCCUAGUCAGUAUUUCGGUACAAUUAUUAGCUCAUUUAACUGUUAAGCGUGCACCAUGGCCGACAUAGAUUACAACCUUGUGAUCAAGUACAUAAAGGACAAGACGUAUCCAGUAUUUCUAGAUCGCUCUGGUCGAAGAAACGUGCGUAAGCGUGCUGAAGAUCUGCACCUUGUUGAUGGAGUCCUUAUGUACACUCGGAACUGGGCGCGAAUGAGUCCUGAGGAACGAGCGGCAAGCAAAGCUAGAAAAGUUUUGAUAACUGUAGAAGAGAAAAGAGAAGCUCUUCUAGAGUGCCACAUAGAUUCUAAUGGAGUCCACUCUGGCAUAGAUCGAACAGUAAAGGAGCUUAACAGUCAUUAUUAUUGGAAGGGGAUGUGGGGGGAUUGUAAACGCUUCAUACGGCUAUGCAUGCACUGCCAGACUAGCAGAGAUGGAGGGGCAGGUCAGAAUACAGUUGUAGACGACAAUGAGCAUGAUGUAUUCCCAGCAGAUGAUAGAGUUUCUCCAGCAUCUCGCUGUUGGCAGAAGGUGAAAUUUGACUUCCUUGGGCCUUUCACCAGGAGUAGCAAAGGAAGCUGCUACAUUCUUGUUUGUGUAGAUAAGUUCUCCAUGUGGACAGAGGCUGCUGGGGUCCAAGCUAAAUCUCCAGCUGCUGUUGCACUCUUCCUGCUCAAAUAUAUUGCAAGAUUUGGUAUGAUGGAGUGCCUUGAGACAUCUGAGGGUCAAACAUUCUGUUCCCAAGUGUCUCACAGGUUACAGCAGUUUAUAGGGGAUCCCAGGUACAAGAUAGACAUAGGGGAACCAUCCCAGGAGGGCAAAGGGACAAUCUCAGCCAUUCAUGAUGCAUUAAGAAAGCUUGUAACCAGCAGUCCAUUUGCUUGGGACCAACAUCUUGACCUGGCACUUUUACCACACAGAAUCUCCAGAUCUCUCCAAACAGAAUAUUCCCCAUUCUAUUUACUGUAUGGAAGAGAUCCCAAGAUACCAACUGAUAUGAUCCCCUCAAUGGGUGAUGGAUCUUCUGACAUUACCCUGUCAGCUGAACAGAUUGACACAGUGGUACAGAAAAUGUUAGACAUACAGGGAGGACUGCAGAAACUGGUGAAAGAGGAAUGCACUACCGCAUCCAAGAAACGUCGAAUGGAACAAAAGUUAAAAAAGGAAGGAAUAAUAGAAUCAGUUGUUGAGACAGCAUUGACAGAGAGUGAGAUUGAAGUUGAGAAACCAAAAAGGGGUCUGAAAAGAAAGAAGAGAAAGAAUAAGGCUGGUCCAAAAGUUCAGACGCCCAGCAGUUGGCAGAUAUCUGCUGACAUUUACCACAGUGGGAUCAAACAGUUCUUGACUGAUGGCACAUACCCAGAGAAUUAUACAGAUAAAAUGAAAGAGAAAGUCAGCAUCAUGUUACCAAAAUACAUAAUCCUUUACAAGAAGUUAUACUAUGUAAAAAAUGAGAAAGCUGAGAAGAAGGAAGAUCCUGAGAACUUGCGUGAAGUGAUAGAAGAUGUUGAUGACAGGAAUAAUAUCAUUGAAAGAACUCAUACAUCCAAACCAAGUGGCCACCUGUCUGACCAUGGGACAUACCUGGCUGUGAGUACCAAGUACUGCUGGGGAGGACUGAGGAAAGAUGUGCUGGACUAUGUGAAAAAGUGCCAAGUUUGUAUGAAGAGACAAUUGGCUCCAGCACCAAAGAAGAUGUGUUUAAGGAGAGAUACUGCCGUCUCCAAUCAGCAGGAGAAUUAUGCAGCCCUUAUCCAGUACAUGUUGAAUGGCACCUAUCCUUCUCACUAUAGUAUGGAUCAGAAGAGAGCCCUGCGCAGAAAGGCAGAAAACCAUUUUUUAGAUGAGUCCACUAUGACUCUCUCAUAUGUUGAAUAUGAUUUAGAUGGGGAUAAGGUGUUCAGGAAAGUGGUGACAAAUGAAGAGGAGCAACUGAGGUUGAUAAAAGAACAUCAUGGAAGUGAACAUGAUCAUCAUGUGGGAAGAGAUCUUACCUAUAAUGAAUUGAAGGCCAAAUACUUUUGGCCUGGUAUCUCCAAUGAUGUCAGAAAGUAUGUAGAUAGCUGUGCUGUUUGUAGUCAGGCAGACAAAAGCAGAAAAAUCGAUGCUGAUGACUUUGAUGAAGAUGAGGAAGAUGAUGUUAAUGAUGAAGCUGAAGCAGAAGAAAAUGUUGAGAUAUUGAAGAAAGAAAAUGAUGCUACAGAAGAAACGAGAGAUACAAAAAAGAAAAGGAAAGCUGGAACUUCUGUUAAACCAAAACAGGAAAAGGUCAGGUUCAAGUGUGAAACAUGCUGCCAGGAAUUUCGAGGGGAAGUAGCAUUUCAAAGUCACAUAGCCCAGCACAAGGGUGUGAAACCAUUCAGCUGCACAGUUUGUGGCAAAGGGUUCACAGAAAGGAAGUACAUCAAAAUUCACAUGAGAAUUCACACCGGAGAAAAACCCUAUGUGUGCAGCGUAUGUGGACGUGGGUUCAUUCGAGUUGGCUUACUAAAUCAGCACAUGGAUAUACACAAUGAAGUCCGUGCUCAUCUCUGUGGUGUCUGUGGAAAGUCGUUCAACUCACGCCAAACUCUGCAGCAUCAUUCCUUCAUCCAUACUGGAGAGUCGCCAUAUCAGUGCAACGUCUGCCACAAGCAUUUCUCAAGAAAAACUGCGCUUAAGUAUCACAUGAUGUCCCACACUGGAGAGCGGCCUCACACCUGCUUGCACUGUGGAAAGGGAUUCACCACACCUGCAGCUCUGCGAGAACAUGACAACAUCCAUACUGGCAACAGGCCUUUUAAGUGUAGGCACUGCGGAGUCGGGUUUGCUGAAAGAUUUCGAUGUCGUAUGCAUGAAAAAAGUCACACAGAGGUGAACACCACUGUUUUAACUACCACAGAGGGCCAGGUGGAAGUGGACGAGAAUGCAGAAGGAGCAGUGACAUAUGUUAUUGAAGAUGGGGGACAAGCUCCUACUCCAGGAGUCUCCUACCUGAUAAAGGAUGCAGAAGGAGUACAGUACGAGAUAGUGUAUGGAGAGCAGGAGGUUCACACUGUGUCUGAGGCAGACUUUUCUGCCAUUAACUUGUUAGCUAAUGUGACUGACCAGGUGCAAGUUUCCAGAACAGUUAAUCCUAGCGAAGAAACCCCACUCUAAAAAAGCUAGUUUAUGACAUGAAAUGAUACCUUUGCAUGUUGGAAAAUAAGAUGAACAUCAAAAAGGAUGUAGGUGGAGAGAAAUGGAAUAAAAAUAACUGUUGUACUACAUUCCAAUCUAAAAGACAAUAUAUGUUAGAUAUUUUUCCAAACGAACUGCAAACAAACAAACAAACAAACAAAAAAAAAUCUACAAAUUUUAGUUUUGUUGCCUGUACAUUACAGACCAUCUAUGCAAGUAUUAUUUAACCACUUAGAAAAUUAAAUCUUCAGUGAUUGAU